This is a messenger RNA of Lampris incognitus (smalleye Pacific opah), 2726 nucleotides long. RefSeq names its product sentrin-specific protease 5-like. Gene Ontology annotation, biological process: protein desumoylation. Lineage: Eukaryota; Metazoa; Chordata; Actinopteri; Lampriformes; Lampridae. The transcript has 11 exons. Gene Ontology annotation, molecular function: deSUMOylase activity. Gene Ontology annotation, cellular component: nucleus. The coding region runs from base 184 to 1977 and encodes 597 amino acids. The record is from RefSeq and is a predicted model, not a curated record.
UUCGGGCUGCGCUAGCUGUUUGCUGCGGUCCACGGUCGUGGUACUCUCCUUCUAAGAAGAUUUUGUGACUAGGGUACUUUGUACAUGUGAUGCAUCCACUUAGAGGAGGCCAACGAGCUGACAAAACUACCAAGGUGAAAGGUUGGAAAACUCUUGCAAGAGUAUGGCCCCAUAGAGGAACGGAUGAUCAAACAUACACUUCUUCAAGAAAUGCAAAUUAUCAGGCAAACUUCAAGCAAACCCAGGUCCGUGACUGUUUCACAUGAGCUCUACAUCUCAGAACACACUUCUAGCAGCAAAAAAAACAAGACGUACAACUCUGUUCUCUCAAGUGACCCUCCAUUCUUAACUCUUUGCAGUGGCCAGACUCUCUGUGAUGCACCAACUACAAAGCCACGAGUGCAAAGCAAAGACCGCAAAAGAAAAAAUGGAUUUACAUCCUCUCUGGAUGGAGUUUCUGGUCAAUCUAGGCGAUCCAAGAGACACUUUUGUUGUAAUUUAAAGUUCUGGAUGUGGAGGAUGUGGUGGAGAUCGAAGCGGCAUUUCUGGAUUUUCAAAGACAAGAAACAAGCGAAAGUCAGACGUAGUGUGGUUUGUUCCAGCACAUGUUCUGACCCUAACUUCAAGAUACCAUCACAGAGACACAAAGGGAAGUUUCAGAAGCACCACACACAGAACCAAGAGCGGUUACAAGAAAAAAAGUCUGCUCUAGCUGUUGGUUGUGACAUUCAAGGAGGCUUGGUGGACAUGCUGGAAAAGGAGCAAUCCUUCCCAAUGUUGUGCAAACUUACCAGUCCAUUAGAACCAUGUACUCAUAUCAGCCAGCUUUGUAACCACGAUGCAGACAGAAAUAAUGGGGAGGAUAACAUUAAUCAAAACAUGCUUAGGAAGUCAUCGCCAUCUCAAAGACUUACAAAAGGAGGUGCUGUCCAUCUGUGUGGACUUGCUAACAAAGACGGUGGUCUUGAUGAAGUAAUCACCAUUCAAAAGAUGCCAAAGAAGUUAUUGCCAUCUAAAGGGCAUGAUAGUCAGGAACAGCAUGAACCUGUUGGAUCACCAGAACAAAGUACAAUGGCUUCAUGUCAGGAACAAUGUUCCAACAAAGAUGUCAGUGGGGACAUUACCAGGAAAAAUAUAUUAAAAAGAAAAAUGUCUUUUCAAAGGAAGCAUCAAAAUGAUGUCAGCCUUAAAGCACUGACAAGGGAGAUCCAUGAAUUUCUCGAUGGCUUCUAUAAAAUACAUGGAAGUUUCAUUCCACUGGAGAAGACUGAUGUAUUUAGACACUUGAAGAAGAAGUUUAACACUGACUUCAGUAAGAGUACAAAACAACAGGUCUUAUCAGAAGUCAUAAGCUACCAAACUUCAGUGGCACAGACAUCGGUUCCUUCCUUCCAAGUAGUCUACAAGAAGCACACGCUCACCCUGGACGAUUUAUCAACACUAGCAGAUCAGAACUGGCUCAAUGAUCAGGUAAUUAACAUGUAUGGAGAGAUGAUUGUGGAAUCUACUCAUCAGAAGGUCCAUUUUCUCAACAGCUUCUUCCACCGACAGCUUGUGACCAAAGGAUAUGAGGGAGUGAGGAGAUGGACAAAACAGGUGGAUUUGUUUUCCAAGAGCCUGCUGCUGGUGCCCAUACACCUGGAGGUUCACUGGUGUCUUGUCACCGUUGACACUGCCAAUAAGAAGGUUGUCCUCUAUGAUUCCCAAGGCAUGAAGUUCCAGAAUAUAGCAACGGAUAUCCUGAAAUACUUGAUAACAGAGGCAAAGGAGAAGCAACAAACAUUUCAAAGUGGCUGGAAGGUAUCAGUUAAAGAGGGAAUUCCACAACAGACCAAUGAAAAUGACUGUGGUGUUUUCGUCUUGGAGUAUUGUAGGUGCCUUGCCUUGGCGAAACCUCUCAAUUUCUCACAGAGGGAAAUACCAAGGGUACGAAAGAGAAUCUACAAAGAGCUCUGUGAAUGUAAGCUCCAUAAGUAAGAUUGGUCGAGUGCAUCCCAUAUUAAAUCUCCACCACUUACGUUAAAGUAAUACCAGCAUAUGUCUAUUAGGAUUAAUGUAGGGAGGUCAUCACCCCUCGGUUUUGUUUUUUUGUGGCUGAAAGACAAACCAUAUCCACUGUUGUUUUCCACAUAUUGGAUGCCUUGCUGUACUCUGAAGAACAUACAUUGAUUCAUUGAUUCUUUAUUUACACAUGAAAAAUUAAAAAAAGAUACAAUAUGUAAUUGGAAACAAAAUGUGAAGGAAAACUGCAUAAAAACCCUCGAGGGACAUUUGCAGUAUGGGAACUCCAGUGGAAAAUAAUGACAAGAUGUUCAUGGAUCAGUCAGUCAGUUAUGAACUGGGUUGUUAUUUAUUACAUUCUUACCAUAACUUUAAACAGUUAUUGAAGGUGGCAAAGCACCACCAGAGCUUUGUGUGUGUGUGUGUGUGUGUGUGUGUGUGUGUGUGAUUCAGAUUUUUGUCCUAUUCCCCACAAUAAAACCUAAAUCUACUUUCUGUUGAUGUAAUCGUGCAUAUUUUUCAACAUCGUUUCUUGUGAGAAAAUGGAAGCUGCAUGUGUUUCGCAGUAGUUAUCGACUUGAAAAGAGGAAAGUUGUUGGAACAAAUGUCCAAAAAAUAUUAUUACUAACAGCUAUUGCUGUUUUAUGUUUGUUGUAGUACAGUGUGUAUAACAUUGCCAGCCAAAAUGGGGAAUGCUAAAAUAAAAACUUAAUUUUAAAACAGAA